AUGCAUUUUAUCAAUCUGUGCCUUUCGCUUUAUUUUAAGGUUUGUUCGGUUCGAGGCAAAUUGUUUUGAUACUCAAAAUUGUUUAAUUUCAGCACAAACUGAUGACGGUCACUUAUCAGGUGAUUGCACUUUCGGCGUGUUUGGUGCAUCUGGGAAGUGAGGGCGUUCGAUUGGGCCUCGGAUUUUAUGGGAAUUUAGCGGAAAAUGUAAGCUGGACAGGGCUGGGCAAUUGGCCGGCCCUUGAACUGGACUUUUGAACCACUUGCAAUAUUCCGAUCCGACCCAAACUUUGCAGGAUUGUUGGACUUGGAUUGAGGGCCAUUGGGUCCAAGUUUCAGCCCGAUCGGAUCGUCGGGUCCCGAGAUAUGUGGAUCAAUGGCCGAUUUUUUCCAAAAAGCCCGGGCUUCCGGCCAAUUUCGGCCAAUGAUCCACAUUUCUCGGGACCAAAUGAUCCGAUCGGGCUGAAACGUGGUCCCAAUAUGCUUCAACCCAUGGCCAAGAAGCCUGCAAAGUUUGGGUCUGAUCGGAAUAUUGCAAGUGGUUCAAAAGUCCAGGCCGGCCAACGAAAAGCCCGUACCGGCCAAUUGCCCAGCCCUGAAGCUGGAAACUACUACCUUUUUGAACAACUUUUAUUUUAAAGAUGUCGGCACUUUUCGGCUUUCUAAUCACCUCAAUUAUCAUCCAAAUCCCAUUGACCGUGUUUUUGGCGUGUAAUAAUUCUUUUAUCAAUUUACCACUCGAAUACAUUUUCUACGCCAUGAUCGUGGCGUUUAGCGGAUUUCAGGUCAGCUUUUUCAGCACACAAAAUUACGAUUUAUCGAUAAAUUUUCAGACAAUAUUCGCGAUUCAAGCAUUGAUGAAAACUGCGGAUCGACAAGUUGCAAAGUAUUUGGACAAAAUCGAGCGGGAAAAGUUGGACUCGCUCUUCGGACCGGAAAAACGGAAAAAGUCGCCGAUAACGACGAGACGAGUACGCAAAAUUCGAUAUGAUCCGCAAUAG
Caenorhabditis sp. 36 PRJEB53466 is the source of this 1000-nucleotide messenger RNA. Lineage: Eukaryota; Metazoa; Nematoda; Chromadorea; Rhabditida; Rhabditidae. The record is from the annotation of a GenBank genome assembly.